Messenger RNA from Scatophagus argus, 4047 nucleotides. It is a transcript of the gene necab2, whose product is annotated as N-terminal EF-hand calcium binding protein 2. Gene Ontology annotation, biological process: regulation of amyloid precursor protein biosynthetic process. Gene Ontology annotation, cellular component: cytoplasm. The transcript has 13 exons. The record is from RefSeq and is a predicted model, not a curated record. NCBI's taxonomy places the organism in Eukaryota, Metazoa, Chordata, Actinopteri, Scatophagidae. Gene Ontology annotation, molecular function: calcium ion binding. Bases 58 to 1353 code for a protein of 431 amino acids.
UGGGGGCUUCUCUCUCUCCCCCCAUAGAGCGCAGCAUGAGCGCUCCGCAGCAAAAGGAUGUGUGAGCAGGCAGCGCGCUACUGUAGGGACGGAGUCCACAAACUGCUCAACAAAGAACAAGCCAAACUUCGAGCUCAAGAAAGCCGCGAGCAGCCGAAACCCGUAGCCGGUCAGGACAGCGAGUCCGCGACGGCAGCGCAGUCCGGAAACAGCGGCGCCCAGCCCGGUGGAAUCGACGGGCUCGUCCGCUGGAUCGUCACCAAAAUGAGCGACAACAAGAACAUCUCCAGCCGGGAGUACGCCUCCAGCAAGGAGGAGGUGGCCGUGGCUCAGGAGCAAUUCUUUGCCCCGGAACCGCGGAGAGGCAUCUCCGUUAUUCUGGAUAUAUUCCGAAGAGCCGACAAAGAUGAUGAUGGUAAGCUGUCUCUGGACGAGUUCCAGGCUUUCUUCUCUGAUGGCACGCUGAACGAGGAAGAGCUGGAGAAGCUGUUUCACACCAUCGACUCUGAUAACACCAGUAAUGUUGACACUAAGGAGCUCUGUGACUACUUUGCUAAGCACAUGGGGGACUAUGAAGGAGUUCUGGCUUCAUUGGAAACACUCAACCUUUCCAUCCUCAAAGCCAUGGACUUCACUAAGAAGGUUUAUGAGAGAGGAACCAACGUGGAGCAGUUUGUGACUCGUUUCCUGCUGAAGGAAUCAGCCAAUCAGAUCCAGUCUCUCCUGAGCUCUGUGGAGAGUGCCGUGGACGCCAUUGAUGAGCAGCACAGCCAGUCAGGUCAUCUACCUGCCAAGGUGAGCCCACGGAUGUCUGCGAGGCGCAAUGAAAACACCAUCCCUGACUAUCCCCCUAACAACAGAGUCAGUGCCAGGGAGGCUGUAAGGACCAUCAACACUGCUUCAGGUACAGUCGAAGUGAGGAAAGAAGGUCUUGAGGCUCAGAUCAACCGCCUGGCUGAACUAAUUGGACGACUGGAGAAUAAAACGGUCUGGUUUGAUCUGCACCAGAGGCUAACAGACACAGAUGGCACUGCCAGCGCAUCUUUGUUGCUGAUUCGUCAGGAGAUGGUGGUUUCCCAGAAGAAACUUGGCGAGUUUUGCGAGGCUCUGAAGCAGUAUCUGAAGAAUGUGUCCACUCAGAGAGACUGCUUUCAUGUGACUGCAGUGCGCCUGCCAGAUGGUUUAUCCUUUGUUGUCUAUGAAUUCUGGGAUGGAGAGGAGGAGUGGAAGAGGCACCUCCAGUCAGCCCCCAACAAAGCCUUUCAGCAUGUCAAGGUGGACACACUGUGCCAGCCGGAGGCCGUGUCCUCUGUAGCCGUGCCAGCUGCCUGGUGCAGUGUGAACAGGGACUGAGCAUGAAGAUAUACUACUACACGUCAAGACUCCUGGACACUACCCACUCCCUCUUUAAUACCCCUCCUAUCCUAAAACCUGUACCCCCUGCGUUUCACCUGCUCUCACACCCCAACCCCCUCCUCUUUCAACCUUCACGUUCCUCAACUCUUUUUGUAAGUCCAUGUUUACACAGUGCAAAUGAAUGGUGUCAACUGCAGUGAAAAUUGAACAAACAGUGCAUUUUACAAUGUGAAAUUACUAAAAUGCAUUUGCAUCUCACCGUAGUAAUUUGCUAGCUCAAGAUAUUGAAUAAUGUCAUGUUCUUGUUUCGAGUAGCUUUGAGCCACUGAACAGUGGAGUUUGUCAUGUAGCAAGGACCCUGACGUUGAGUUUUUCAUGUAGCAGUUAGCAGUUAACUGAUUUUGAGUAGUGCAUUUGGGAAUGUGGCUUUUCUGUUUCACUGCUGUGAGGGUUGAAUUUACCACAGGUAGCCUAUCUAAUUAGCUGUUAUUUCAUUCAACAUAUGUCCCCAUACAGUGUUUAAGUAUUUUUUUUAGUAUUAUUAUUUUGUAGCUGACCAAAUGCUUUUGACAUUAUUCUCACAUCAGCCAUUCUGAACUCACAUCAACAUGUUGAGCAUAGGAGGUCUAUUAACAGACCUCGUUGCCAGAUUAGCUUGCAAUCUCAGGAAAACUGAAUGCUUGAAUUUAGCUUGGUGGUUACCUAGCUCCUUAUCUAGCUGACUUACUUUUCAGAGUCCCUAAGUAACUCACUUGGGGUUGUGUGAAACACAUAAUAUGGUGAAAACCAUGACAAAUUAGUAAGUGCAAAAUGUGUAAUUCAAGAUUUUUCUGCAUUGAUAUGGACAAAAGCUAGCUAAAGAUAUAACUGAACAGUGAAGGUUUUCUUUUUUGUUUAAUGAGUAAUGACUUAAUACAACAUCUAAAAUAUACAAUCUAUACAAUGUAAUAAAACAAAAAAUAGAAGCUAAAACUUAAACUUAAGCAUCGGCAUCAUUGUUAGAUUCUGAUAACUGGAUGAAAUAGGCCAAAUAUCAUAUUAGCCAGGACAUCUGACAUCUAUUAAACUGACUUAAUUAAAAAAUAAAAACAUUUUACCAUCUCAAAGUGAAUUAGUAUUGACCUGUGGACUAGUUGACUUGUGGUAUGAUAUUCUCUACACCCCUAUAUAUCAAAGAGAGAGAAAGCGUAUUCACACAGUAUUUCAAUAUAGGUUACAGUUCUCUGCAAACUCAUGCUUUCAGAGAACCAAGGUUACAGUUUUAACUUAAGGUUUUAAAUGCCAACUUACAUUUACGCCAAUCUGUGAAUGACUUCAGCCACUUUGCAAGUGUAGUUUUCUUAUAUACAGUAUUGAUUUUUUUUUCUCACAAUACAAGCCUUUAUUCUUUAAAACUUUAAAGUUCCAUUUGUUUUGUUAUAUGUGUUUUAUCUUGUUGAGUUUCCUCACAUUUAUAUACAAUGGCUGCUGUGGGAGUAAUGUCUACUGUGGUAUGAACUCAAUUAGCAUGUGUAACCCAGCACCAGUUUUUAAUGAGCAACUGUACCCUUAACCCAUAUCUCUGUGAUGCCAGAUAUCAUGGUUAUAUCUGCACAUCAGAUGGUGACAUUACCUGGCACCGAGAGCCAGCUAAUAGGAGGACAACUUCAGUACGUCAGUCUUCACUGAUUUUUGGUUAUGUAGGUGGCAUUUUUUUUAAUUGACAGUUGGUGACAUACAUUUGUUCAUGUAGUUUUUAAUUCAUGAAACUCUUUGGGGUUAAGCGUUGAAUCUCUGAGUGUUGACAUAAGGGGCAUGUAAGAGGUGAGAUGAACAGACUGUCUUGCUGUCAAGGGAUCAUUUCUGACUUCGACAAGAGUCUGCUGCUACCUUGAGACAGAAGAGGCUAAGUGAGAUAAAGACAGCACCUCAUUGUUUUCCAUGCAGCUAAAGUUGUUUUUCUUUUUCCUGCCUUCCGUUUGCGUAUUCUUUGUCUGAAUCAGCGAUGGGUAGAUUAUAUUAGCUGUGUAAGUCUAGUAGAGAUUGUACAUAAGAAAAUGUUGUUCUAUUAGAAUUAUAUUUGUAUUUAUUGACAUCUUUUAGUGCUAUGGUGUAAAAUUUUUCCUCAGUAGAAGUGGCAGUAGCUUUGUAGGCACUGCAGCUUCUUGUAACAGUUUGUCUGAAUCAGAAUAACUACCAUCGGAAACUUCAGACAGAUAAAUUCAUCUGAAUGACAUUGAAUAUGAAGCCUUAAACAUCACCACAUGGCAGAGGAGGUUUUAAGGGUUUUCAAGAGAUGACUUUCUUUUUUGAUGUGAUGUGAACUCCCAGUCAGCAGGGAGAUACCCUCUAGCGGUCUUUAAGUGAGGACCUUUUGGCAUCAUAUUACACAAUACCAGUUUACUGUUGCAUUGACAUAUUAACUUCUGUAUGUCAGACGUUUUCACUUAUCAACAUAUCACUGGGAAAAUAACUUUGAAAUAAGACCACCUCAGUAUCAUCAGUAUCUCUAAACUAAUAAUUAUAUAUAUUGCCACCAUUAACCCCAACUACAGGAGACAAGGCUCUCAAUAGGUAGAACUCAACUUCUGGAGAACAUUACAGAAAAAACAUUGGCUAUAAGAAUCAAAUGCUGGAUGGGUCUGAUCAGCUGUUUCACAAAAAAAAAGACAAGACCAUUGUCUGGAAGGUCUGAUGAGCAUUUACUUGUCA